Messenger RNA from Apiotrichum porosum, 624 nucleotides. RefSeq lists its product as uncharacterized. The record is from RefSeq and is a predicted model, not a curated record. The transcript has 4 exons. The coding region runs from base 1 to 624 and encodes 207 amino acids. Lineage: Eukaryota; Fungi; Basidiomycota; Tremellomycetes; Trichosporonales; Trichosporonaceae.
AUGACCAUCCAAGUACACCAUGGUCCAAGUGGCGCCUUGGAGUGCCCCGAUGGUUCAGAGGCUCUUUGUCUUGAUAGACUGGCGCACUCCCAUCAACCACCCUCACCCGCGCCAUCAAACGCGCUUGCCAUCCCUUCUCUACAAAUUCUCAGGUUAUCGAUGCUCCCUGGCGGAGCUCCUGGGGCGGCUAUGCCUACCCGCGCCGAGAUCCUCGCUGCUCUUGCGAGUUUGCAGGCGCAGCAGCAGGCCGCUGCCGGGCCAAACCACGUCAGCGUCAUCCUAUCACCGGCUGAGUUGGAGCGCUAUGGCCACCAGGCAGCCCGAAUGUUCCGCCGUCGCCGUGAACUCGUUGCAGUGGAUGCUGCUCGCGCCCAAGCGAUGGGGUACGACCCGGUCCCGGACCUCAUCGGAACCGAUAUGUUAAGUGCAACACGACACGCCUCUGCCCUUGAGCAGUACGGUGCUGAAGGCUGCCUGAGGCGCUGGCCACCGUGCGAAGAGUGCAUUGAAAAUGGGUGCAACGCCUGCUACUCGGACCUCUCGUCCACCAGCAAGAAGUGCUGUGGCUGCCGCUGCCGCCGGGGUCAUCACGUCUGCUCGCUUUCCCGCCCCGCCCAGCACUAA